This is a messenger RNA of Dermacentor silvarum, 1980 nucleotides long. RefSeq lists its product as uncharacterized. The transcript has 21 exons. NCBI's taxonomy places the organism in Eukaryota, Metazoa, Arthropoda, Arachnida, Ixodida, Ixodidae. The coding region runs from base 1 to 1980 and encodes 659 amino acids. The record is from RefSeq and is a predicted model, not a curated record.
AUGCUGUCCACCAGCCAGCCCAUUGAGCGGUGCGAUCACGGCUACGGUUACGGCGCCAUGCCACCUCAAUACCAAGGAGACUACGGCGUAGCUCCAAUGCAACACCCAGGAGCUUACGGUGGAGCUCCACCGCAGGUAGCCUUCAGCCCACAAGACUCUUACGGUAUGCCUCAGCAUCCAGGAGCCUACGGUGGGCAGCAGCUUGAUCCGUACGGCGGAUACCAAGGAUACCAACAACAGCCUUCCUCUGACAUGGAUGAUUCGGGGAUACCUUACUACACGGACCAGUUUGCGCCACAGCAGGCUUACGGCGCCCAAGGCUAUGGUGCAAUGCCCGGACAAACGCAGCUAGGAGGCGGAGAGUACGAGUCACAAUCUGGUAUGACGACGCACGGCGUUACUGGCGUGAGCGAGAUGACGACAGCUACGCACCCGACUUCUUCAUCACGGACUGGAGUGAGCACAACAGUGCAAGGCAUUGAAGGAGGAAGUGCGAAGCGGGCCUUCACCCUCAUGCUGGGCGGCGCUACGGUUGUCUUCAUCGGCAUCAUUCUGGUCAUCGCCGCUAAGCUUUUGCUUCUCAAGAGGACAGAGGGUGCGGUGAAAGUAAUCACGACUCCGAAGCCGGUGAAAAAAGUGAAUCUCAACUUGCGGCCGCCUCUGCUGUUUUGCACCCUGGGCUACAACUUCGAGGACGAAAAGGACUUGAAUGCCGUUCCGUGCGACUAUUUGAUCUACUCGGACUUGAUCGCCCACAACGCGACGUUCUAUCCCCUCUACGGUCUGCGAAGCUGGAAUGCCUACAUAACCGCGCUCUCAACAGCUACAGGAUGCACCGGUGGCAUCAGCUUCUCGCUAUCCGAAGGCAUCGGGCCAAACAGCACAUUCGAUGUAAUCGAGGACCGGGACUACAUAGUCAAGGCGUACGUCACCCAGGGGAUGCUAGCCUUGGGCACGUUCGACUACGAACCCACCGCCGGCGUUCCGCUCCCUAAGUUGAAGAACUUUUUCAAGUACCUCAACAAGACGCUGCCGCCGCUGGGGAUUAAUCCGCAUUCGAUGGUCUACCUUGGCGUCAUCCUUGCCACCAACGUAAUUGCCGACUCAUUCAUCUCUGAGGUCUCAGAAAUACUCGAGAUCGGCACCCUCGUCCUGCAAACGCACAUCACGCUCAGGGAGGCGCAUCUCGGAGGCCACACAGAUUGCCACACCUACCCGAUCAGCGCCGUUGGCAUCAAGAACCUCGCCAACAACACCGUGCCCAGGCUGGAGGUGGCCGAGCACGCGCUGAACUUGAGUCGCAGCUUAGGAGACAAGUUUCGCAUCGUGUUCUCCUCCACCAUGGGCGUCAUGGUGUACAAGCAGAUGCAGGGCCAGUUUAUUCAACGUUUCCGGCAGCCGUGCUCAACGUGGAACAUGGGUGACUAUGACGUCACUUGCGACCCCGAGUUGGAGAAGAAGCUCGAUGAAAGCGACCUAGCAUCGUACGCCACUGAGAAGAAGGGCAUGUACCUGUUCUCCUUCGAAGAUGAGAAGUCGCUCACGAUGAAGAUGGAGAGGUACCUGCCCUCCAGUUCGGACGGCUGGUGCCUGUUUGAUGUACACCGGGACGUCUACUGGACCUGCAACUUGCAAAUCCCUGCGACUGCUACCCCGGACAAACCCUUCGAAAUUAAACAGUCACCCGAACCUAUGAAGCGCGUCAAGAAAGUGAAAAGCUUGAUGGCAUCAAUAAAGCGAGAAGGAACAGCAACAACAACGCCCAAACUGCCCCGACCAGCCCUUCGAGCCAAAGAAUCGACAUCCCAGCAGAGUGCAGACUGCCUGGCGCCGGUGAACCUGUCAUUCUACAAAAGCCUUCGCCUGUACGAGUUCGAGACGUCGGCGGACGCGCGCGAGCCCCAGGCGAUGAGAGUCAUCUAUGCGUACUGGCCGCUUCAUCGCCUCCAUCUUUGCAGCCGCCAGGGUGCCCAAGGGUGA